Theileria equi strain WA is the source of this 765-nucleotide messenger RNA. RefSeq lists its product as hypothetical. Bases 1 to 765 code for a protein of 254 amino acids. The record is from RefSeq and is a predicted model, not a curated record. The transcript has 7 exons. NCBI's taxonomy places the organism in Eukaryota, Apicomplexa, Aconoidasida, Piroplasmida, Theileriidae.
AUGUAUAUUAUCUAUAACAAUGUUACUGAUGAAUACAGGUCGAUUCGUAGCUUGUAUAGGUCCUAUAUGCCUCCUAGGAAGCAGAGGAUCACAAAUGCGAUCAAAAACAAAAAAUAUGAUGAUAUAAAAUCGCUUCUAAAAAUACACUAUGUGAAAAAGGAUACUGUUUUGUGCAAUAUCUGUGGCUACACAUUCAAGGCCAGUUUCUUUGGAGGUCGAUCAAAAUUCUCAUGUCAACUUUGUAAUGGUACCUUCUGCGAGAAAUGUGAAUAUUCAAUUACAAUUGGUCCGGAUUACCCACGCGACAAUGGUAUAGCCGUAAAGUGUUGUAAAGACUGUUUCAGCUACUAUAAGAGUCUACAAAUCUCCCUUUGUGACAGCGAACCCAGUGAUCCAAAUUUGAUCAACGCAUUCAGGGCUUAUAAAAUCGUACUCAAAGUUUACAAGGAUAUGAACACCAAACUUUUACAGCUCCGGGGAUAUAUUAAACUACUCACCUUACACAACACACUGAAGGAACCAUUGCCACAAGGAACAAAACAAGAAGUAAUAACUCUACUUUCGCAGACUGCAAAUAGCAAAAAAAAACUCUCGGAAAUUAAAAACGAUUUGAGAAAUACGAGUGUCUCGGAUUCUUGUAGCAUUACCAUUCACAUUACACGAUCUCUAAAUACGUUGCUUACCACCAUUUUAUAUAAAAUUGUACCAGAAUUUAACAAGGUAACAAACAAGCUCAAAGAGCUGGAUAGUCAAAAUGCUAUGUAA